AUGGCUAAUAACGCUCGUGAGCGUCUCCGUGUCCGCGACAUCAACGAAGCUUUCAAGGAACUGGGGAGGAUGGUGCAGCUUCACUUAAAAAGCGACAAACCCCAGACCAAGCUUCUGAUACUCCAUCAGGCUGUAGCUGUCAUCCUUAGCUUAGAACAGCAAGUCAGAGAAAGGAACUUAAAUCCUAAAGCAGCAUGUCUGAAGAGGAGGGAAGAAGAGAAAGUGUCGGCAGAUCCCUCACCUCUAUCCCUUUCAGGACCCCAUGGUGGUAUGGGGGACGCAUCAAAUCAUUUGGGACAGAUGUAG
Messenger RNA from Staurois parvus, 306 nucleotides. NCBI's taxonomy places the organism in Eukaryota, Metazoa, Chordata, Amphibia, Anura, Ranidae. The record is from the annotation of a GenBank genome assembly.